Molecule: messenger RNA, 825 nt
Organism: Penicillium concentricum
Lineage: Eukaryota; Fungi; Ascomycota; Eurotiomycetes; Eurotiales; Aspergillaceae
Product: NmrA-like family protein
Exons: 3
Coding region: 1-825 (274 amino acids)
Source: RefSeq, a predicted model, not a curated record
AUGACUCCUAUCAGAGUCGGUAUUGCCGGUAUCACGGGGAAAUUCGCCCGUUGCGUUGUUGAUCACCUUUUGAAGCAACCCGACAUUACUAUCAAGGGUUAUUGCCGCGACGCAAGUAAACUUCCCGCUGCCCUCCUUGCUUCCCCGAGAAUUCACAUCACCCAAGGUCAAUCAGACGAUAAAAAUGCAUUGCAAACCUUUGUCAAAGGGAACGAUGUGAUGGUUUGCUGCUAUCUCGGUGACCACAACCUCAUGAUCAAUGCUCAAAAGUUCUUGAUCGAUGCUUGUGAGAUCGAGGGAGUCGGUCGCUACGUGGCAAGCGACUAUAGCCUGGACUUCACGAAGCUAGAGCUUGGGCAGUUUCCCGCAAAGGAUCCCAUGAAGCACAUUCAGGAUUAUCUGAAGAGCAAGAACGUCCAAGGAGUUCAUGUUUUGAUUGGCAUUUUCAUGGAAACUUUCUUCACCACUUCCUUCAAUUGCUGGAAUGCCAAGGAAUUCUUGUUGUCCUACUGGGGAUCUGGUGAGGAAAUAUGGGAGUCAACAACCUACGACAAUGCGGCCCAGUUCGUCGCAGCUGUCGCCCGGGAUCCUGCUGCGGUUGUCCUUGGUGAUUGCAAGAGCAUUCAACAAAUCGCUACAGCAUUCGAAAACCAGUUCUACAAGUUUUACUGCACCAACGGACAGGCUUAUCUCACCCCCGACGUCGAUGCUUCCAAAUAUCGCGAAAUCCCACGACUUACCUUCGACGAAUUCUUCAAACACCAUUCCCCAGAGUCUCUGUCAACUGCAGCCUGGGGUGUUGGUUUGAACAUCUCGGUAAAAUAA